Molecule: messenger RNA, 2408 nt
Organism: Salvelinus namaycush (lake trout)
Lineage: Eukaryota; Metazoa; Chordata; Actinopteri; Salmoniformes; Salmonidae
Product: glucose-6-phosphatase-like
Exons: 3
Coding region: 97-999 (300 amino acids)
Biological process (GO): gluconeogenesis; glucose 6-phosphate metabolic process
Cellular component (GO): membrane
Molecular function (GO): glucose-6-phosphatase activity
Source: RefSeq, a predicted model, not a curated record
AGGAGCUCCAUGUUGGGGUGUAGGCUAAAGGUCAGGGAGCCUGUCUACAACGUCCACUUGAAGGCAAACAAAUGCCCUAACCUUGAAUAAAGUCUGAUGGGAACAGACAGUCCUGGAGCUCCAGAGGAGCUCUACCAGCUUUGGUGCACCUUCCCUGGGUUGCUGAUCUGGAUCCACACUGCAGUCAUGGAUCUUUUCCACAGCUGGGGUUGGAGGUGGCUGUCCAUCUGCAGACCAAGUAUGGGCAUUAUGAGGGCUGAUUUAGACUCUACAGUGGCAGACCUGCAUACCACCUUCUGUUUCUUCCCAGGCUGGUUCUAUCUGCGCAGGGACGUGGGGGUCAAACUCAUCUGGGUGGCCGCCAUUGGGGACUGGCUCAACCUGGUCCUGAAGUGGUUCUUGCAGGUGGGCCUGUGGAUGCUGCUGUGUACAGUGGAGCUGCUGGUGUGCAUGUCCAGAGUCUACAUGGCUGCCCACUUUCCCCACCACGUCAUCAGUGGGGUCAUCACAGGUAUCAUGGUGGCUGAGUUCUUCUCUAGAGUGCAGUGGAUCUUCAGAGCCAGUCUGAAGAAGUACUUCUACACCACCGUCUUCCUGCUCUCCUUCGCUGUGGGCUUCUACGUGCUGCUGAAGGCUCUGGGCGUGGACCUGCUGUGGACCCUGGCGAAAGCCCAGAAGUGGUGUGUGAGGGCUGAAUGGGUCCACAUGGACUCCACUCCCUUCGCCAGCCUCCUGCGCAACAUGGGCACCCUGUUUGGCCUGGGCCGUGCACUCGCCCCUCUACACCGAUACACCGAGAGCAAGAAGAACAGCAGCACCCCCUUCAGGGCGGGAUGUAUCAUUGUCUCCUUAUUGCUGCUACAGAUCUUGGAUAGCUUGAUGUUCUCCUCCAGGAACCAGGCAACGUUCUACAUGUUGUCCGUCAAUAAGAGUGCUGCUGCCCUCUUCAUCCCCACAGCUCUGGUUCCCGGAGGACUCUCCUGGAUCUUCCCAGGUUAAAGUGGGGCGGCUAAGCUGAAAUUUUCAUAACAAUCGUUCACUUUGUGAUAAAAGCACCACAUUUGGCACAGAGGUAGGUUUAUGUACCCUGAAAAUAUUUUGAUAUUAGGCCAUGACAUAUUUGGCCCAUGGGGGACAUGGCAGCCAUCUUACAAAAUGGCCACCGAAAGUAAAACAAUUUUACAAUUCAGAAGGACUGUUUCAAUAUAAAAACAAAUUGGGUGCAGAGUUGGAAAAUGUACACUGAAAUAAUUUCAGUUGCUUUGGCAAUACUAUUGUACAAACCAAGGACUAUGGUGGAAGUUGAGUGUAGUUGUCACCUGGAGGUGUGUAAAUCUGUUGGACUAUCAGAAACUGUUUUGAUUUGACAAAUUAAUUGGCUUGCUAAUAAGCCCAUGAGCAGACCUCAUUGGUUUGAAUGGUGUCAGCAAUUUUUUAUCUUGUAUUCUUUUGAACUUAACAACAUGAAUUGGGGUAUUUGGAGUACUAUAUAGGUAGAGAACAUUGAACAGAACAAGGCUAUGUAAAUAACAAAAUGUUGACAAAAAUACAGAUAGAACCUUAUAGUCCCAAGCUCUCGACUUGUUUCUUCAAAUAGAUUGCUGUUUGUUCCUAAUUAAAUGUAAAUGUUACAUACAGUAUAUGCAAUCCUGUGUAUAGCAACAUAUAAUUUAUGGGGAGACAAGUGAAAACUUGUGAUUCAGUAGAAAAGUUUGGAGGACAUUGAGGAGCUGAAUCCUCUGUUACAGGAAGCAAUGCUAGAAGACUAGGCUAUCUUCAGCUUUGUGAAAAAGUCUUCCACUGCCUCAGAGCAUUCAUGCUGGAGUGUCUCUAUUUCUUUGUGGUGGUUAUGUCUCUUGGGUUCAUGUUAGUGAAUGACACUGUGCUGGUGUGGCUCCUUCGAUGACAACAAGAGGACAAAGGGUGAUUAUCAGGCCCUGGACUCCGGACCUUGAGCGGUGAGGAUCAAGACUGGUUGUACUAUAAUGUACAAUAAGUGUUUGCAUUUUAUUUACUAGAUGAUGUUGUGAACACGGUUGCCGUGAUUAAUGAGCAAAAUCCCUUUUGCUUGGUGUACACAAAGAUAUUUUUUUACUUUGAGUUAGUUUUUCAGAGAAAAUAACCCAAAAUGACAAAACUGAUUAAUGAAUUAUUACUAGGGACAUUAAACAUUUACUACUAGACGACCGACCCUCAGCUCAAUACAUAGCAACACUCUUUACCUCAUGCCCACUGACGUUGGGAGUUUUGGCCAUGGAGGUUCAACGAGCAGCACUUUUUGUGUACAGAACGAUGACUAUGUGUAUCUGUGCGUUAGUGACACUUACCAAGUAUACUGUUUCAAUCAAACAUACCAGCAAUAAUGAAUAAAUACUUGACUGUACAUUGUCACAUGUCAACACACUGUA